Diospyros lotus (date-plum) is the source of this 759-nucleotide messenger RNA. RefSeq lists its product as uncharacterized. The transcript has a single exon. The record is from RefSeq and is a predicted model, not a curated record. Lineage: Eukaryota; Viridiplantae; Streptophyta; Magnoliopsida; Ericales; Ebenaceae. Bases 1 to 759 code for a protein of 252 amino acids.
AUGGCAAGUCAAAUAGGAAGACCAUUGUAUGCUGACCCUAUGACAGAGGAUAGAUCAAGACUAGGAUACGCUAGGGUGUGUGUUGAUGUUAAUGUUUGCUCCAAAUUCCCCAAGUUUAUAGAUAUAGAUCAGGGCUAUGAUGAAGCCACUGGGGAACGUCGUAUAUCUAGGCUCCCAAUAGAAUAUCAGUGGAUCCCAUCAAUUUGCUCACACUGUAAGGUUUUUGGUCAUUCAGAUUCCCGAUGUCCCAAGAAACCCAAAACAGACCCUAAUAAUGCUGAAGGUAGUAAGGAAGCCGGAGAGGGCGAUGGCUUCACUAGAGUGCAAAGUAGGAAAGGGAAGGCUCAAGAUAAGGGUAAGGAAGCCAGUCCAUCACCUAGGCCGAUUGUGCCUAAUUAUGCCUCCAUGACCAUGGUAGAGUGCCUUGAAUUCCAUACUGUCACAGUCCCUUAUGACCCUAAGGAUGUUGACGCUCAUAUUAAAAAUCAAUUUUGUGCUCUAGCAGAAGAAGAUAAGGAUGUCCCAUCUCCUAUGGAGUCAGAUGGAGAGGUAGCUGUAGAAACCUCUCGAGGCAAGUUGAGUGAGCGAGAUGAUAGCGACGACCAGAUCUUAGAGCUUGAGAGGGCAGGGAGUGUUAGCUCAGACGGACACCAAUCUAAGACUAGAUCUCAGGCUAAAAGGGAUAGGAAGAAGAUGCGUGAGCAAGGUGAGCAAGGUGAGCAGAAGCCUGGGUCAGCGAGUUCGAACCCGAUUCUCUAA